Colletotrichum spaethianum is the source of this 1545-nucleotide messenger RNA. RefSeq names its product putative transporter. Gene Ontology annotation, cellular component: plasma membrane. The record is from RefSeq and is a predicted model, not a curated record. NCBI's taxonomy places the organism in Eukaryota, Fungi, Ascomycota, Sordariomycetes, Glomerellales, Glomerellaceae. The transcript has 2 exons. Bases 1 to 1545 code for a protein of 514 amino acids. Gene Ontology annotation, biological process: transmembrane transport; dipeptide transport; tripeptide transport. Gene Ontology annotation, molecular function: allantoate transmembrane transporter activity; dipeptide transmembrane transporter activity.
AUGGGCUCAUCAUCGGACGUCCAGCAAAACCCUCCCGCCGAGGUGCAGGACGGGGGGCGCCAUGUCGACAGCACCAUGGCGAAGAAGAUUGUUCGAAAGAUUGACUUCAACAUCAUCCCGCUGCUUUUUAUCACGUACAUGCUCAACUUCAUGGACAAGACGAUCUUGUCCAGCGCGUCCGUGUUUGGUCUCAGAGAUGAUACCAACCUCAAGGGCCAGGACUACAGCUGGGUGUCGAGCAUCUUCUACUUUGGCUACUUCGCCUGGACGUACCCUACGUCCAUCUUCAUUGCACGGCUGCCCGUCGCCAAGUACAUGACCGCUAACACCUUCUUCUGGGGCGCCGUCGUCGCGCUCACGGCUGCAUGCACCAACUACGGCGGCCUGAUCACCGUGCGGUUCCUCCUCGGCGUCGCCGAGGCCACAAUCACCCCGGCCUUCAUGUUCCUCACGUCGACGUGGUACACCCGCGACGAGAUCCCGACCCGCACCGGCAUCUGGUUCGCCGGGAACAGUGUCGGCGGCCUCGUUGCAUCCUUUGUUGCCUUUGGCUUUGGCCACAUCUCCAACGACGACAAGGUCGGCCCAUGGCGGUGGAUGUACAUCAUCCUCGGUGUCCUGACUUUUGCGUGGGCCUUUGUCCUCUGGAUCUGGCUGCCCGACACCAUCUCCAAGGCGCGGUUCCUUACUGCCGACGAGCGCCGGUACGCGGCCGACCGUGUCGUCAUUGCCGGCACCGGCUCGACGGAGAAGACGCACUGGAAAUGGGACCAGGUAAAGGAGUGCUUGAUCGACCCCAAGACGUGGUUCAUCUUCGGCCUCGAGAUCAUCACGCAGAUCCCCAACGGCGGCACCCAGAACUUUGCCAACCUCGUCAUCAAAUCCUUCGGCUUCACGAGUCUGCAGUCGACCCUCAUCAACAUCCCUUACUCGCUCCUCACGGCCGGCAUCAUCGCGGGAACCGGCUGGGUCGCUGGCCGCUUCCGCAAGAUGAACUGCAUUCUCAUGAUCCUUGUUGUUCUCCCGUGCAUCACAGGCUCGGCCAUCAUUUACUCCCGCGAGAACGUAAGCAGCGGCGUCCAGCUAUUCGGCUAUUUCCUGCUCGCUCCCGGGCCGGCCGCGAUGCCCCUCGCCUUGUCGCUCGUGCAGGCCAACUACCGCGGCGUGACCAAGAAGAUGACCAUGUCGGCGCUGCUGUUCCUGGCCUACUGCGCCGGCAACAUCGCCGGUCCCCAGUUCUUCAAGGCUGCCGAGGAGCCGCACUACAACACCGCCUUCCGGACCAUCAUGAUCUGCUACUCGCUGGUCGUGGUCCUCGCGCUUGGCUUGAGGUUCUACCUGCAAUGGAUGAACACCAAGCGCACAAGAGAGGAGGGAUAUGAAGGUAGCGCUGGAGGCGCCGGUGCUGUUGGCGGUGGUAAGGUGAUGCAAGCAAAUGGAAACGCGAAUGAUGUCGCGAAUAUGGUUGACCAGGUAGAGCUGCGGCCCGAGGAUUAUGAGGAUGUGACUGACUGGAAGACCGCCGGCUUCAGGUAUCGCCUGUGA